Molecule: messenger RNA, 1002 nt
Organism: Chironomus riparius
Lineage: Eukaryota; Metazoa; Arthropoda; Insecta; Diptera; Chironomidae
Source: the annotation of a GenBank genome assembly
AUGUUCAAUUUUAUUUUGUUCAUUAAAACGUAAAGAUGAAAUUGUUUGUGCUUUUGGUGAUUUGUGCCACAUCAGCAUUUGCUGAAAAUAGUGAAAUUGAUUGGUCAGGUGUGAAGCCUAUUGAAGAAUAUUCAUGGUUUUGGGAAAAUAAACCAGCAUCAAUCAGACCAACUGAGGAACUUUUGAAUAGAAGGCGUGCAAGAAUUGUUAAUGGAGAUAUUGCUACACCUCACCAAUUCCCAUAUCAAGCUGGACUUCUUUUCAACUUUGCUGCUGGCACAGCUCUUUGCGGUGGUGCACUCAUCCAUGUAAGAAAUGUACUUACUGCAGCUCAUUGCGUUGAUGAAGCAUCAGGUGGAACUGUUAUCUUAGGAGCACAUUUUAUUAGAGAACUCGAGCCAAAUCAACAAAGAAGAACCUUAACCAGAGAUCACAUAAGACUUCAUCCAUUGUGGACUCCUUCAUUGAUUCAAAAUGAUAUUGCUAUGUUACAUCUUCCUACAGCAGUUACUUUAAAUAGCGCAGUUGCAACUAUUUUGAUUCCAUUGAAUAAUAACGAACAGUUCGCUAAUGCCGCAGCUACAGUCAGUGGAUGGGGAAGAUUUGAUGAUAAUAUCCAAGCAUCAUCAGACGUUUUGAGAUUUUAUAGAGGAACAAUUUUAGCUCAAGCAAAUUGUGCUUUAAGAUUCCCUGGCGUUAUUCAAGCAAGUAACAUUUGUUUGUCAGGAUUGAAUAAUGGUGGUGCAUGUUCAGGUGAUUCGGGUGGUCCAUUAUCAACAAGCGUAAAUGGUGUUCAUACUCACAUUGGUGUUGUAAGCUUUGGAUUAGCUCUUGGUUGUGAAUUACUUUGGCCUUCUGUAUUCGCACGUACUUCUUUCUACAUUGACUGGAUUAAUCAAAAUCAAAUAAACUAAAAAUACUAAUUGAAGAAUUUUAAGAUUUUAGAAAAAUUCCAUUCUUUGAUGUAAGGUGCUAAAUAAAAAAGGAUAUUUUCCAUUUUAA